Oryza sativa Japonica Group (Japanese rice) is the source of this 1248-nucleotide messenger RNA. RefSeq lists its product as uncharacterized. The record is from RefSeq and is a predicted model, not a curated record. Lineage: Eukaryota; Viridiplantae; Streptophyta; Magnoliopsida; Poales; Poaceae.
CCGUUGGUAGUGUGGCAUAAAUAUGUGCCACUCGAACUGCGUCGGAGUCUGUGAUCUAGCUCGCGAGACCUGUACAUAAAUACACGCACGACGCCAACAUUGUCUCAGCCGGGAAGAGACCAAGAGUCCGAUAUGGGGAAGAAAGCGAAGGCGGCCGCCGGCUCCGGCGCCGGCACCAGCGCCGGGCGUGAAGAACCGAUCGUUGUCGCGAUUAAAAUGGACAAGACGACGAUCAUCGUGUCGUCGGUGGUUGGUUCCCUGGGCGUGCUCAGCGCCAUCCUGGGGUUCGCUGCCGAGGCGGCAAAGUUCACUGAUUGUGCAUCGUCGCUCGGGUUGGCGAUCGCAGCGACCAUCUUCCUGAUGAUGGCGCAGGUCACCGUUGCGGCCGUCGGCGGCUGCUGCGGGUGCUGCAAGUCCCGUGCCGUCCCGUCCGAGACCAAGCGGAUCGUCGGCGUCGUGUGCGCCUCGAUCUCAUGGGUGGCGGCGGUGAUCGCGUUUGCGUUGUUCGUGGACGGAUCAAUCGGCGCGGCGGUGGCGUGCGUCGGCCUGGUCGGCGAGUUCGCGGGCGCGGGCGUGCUGGUCCUCGUCGCCACGGGCCUCGGGAUCACCUCGUUUAUCAUGCUCCGUAUGCAUCCGCAGGCCGGCGAGGCGGCGGCAGACCGGGCGGCCCCGCGGGAUUACGACGACGACGAACCCACGCCGAUCGGGACGCCGAUAGACAUCCACGGAUUCCGGCCGCCGAUGCCUCCUAACCCUCAGGUGCCUGAGCCGUUGCCGAACUAUCCACCGCCACCGUACUCCCCUGCUCCUGCUCCUGCUCCGGCUCCGGCUGAGGGAAACGGCAACCAAUUAGCACCCGACCAGCAGCUCGCGCCUCAUCCACAAGGUCAUGCGCAGGUGUAGGCGUGUAGCUGUAACAUCGUGCACGCAUUUAUCAUCAUCUGGUGUUGAACUGAAUCGAUUAAGGCCUAACGCGACAAAUGCAAUGCCCUUGAUCAUACGUGCUGCCCUGUUUUGCUUAUUUUUUUAUUGGUUUGAUUUCAAUGAUUUGUGUACGUGACAUUUAUCUAUGCACCGAACGUUACUGUUCACCAUUUUUUUUCCGAGGACUGUUCACCCUUUCAAGCAAGGAGAUUAGUUUGAGUUUUAUUGGAGUUCCACGAUUUUUUCAGAUUCAUGCCAGGACGUACAACUUAUUGAUGUGAAGUAUAUGUAAAUGCAAUAAACUUGUUCACUAUUAUUCCCUCU